AUAAUCAUUCCAGUUUGGCAACUUCACCUGACUGUUUUAACUGAGUUACAGACAGUCCCCCAGUCACUCCUGGAAUACAGCAGCGAGAGGCAGCAGUUUGCUAGGCAGACAACGAGGAUGCUGACCUUGAAGGACCAAGGUCCGCCCAGCACUCGGGCCUCCUCCAGCCAGUGCUGACCAGGGUCUUCUGACCUUCUGGCCAGCCAGGACUUGUGUGGGGAGGCCCUCCUGCUGCCUUGGGGUGACGAUCGCAGCUCCAGGCUACAGGGAGACGACCUGGAUGACCACAGAGCCAGCAUGAUGAGAAAACUGAGACUCAGAAAAAUUUAUUAACUUGCUCAAGACUACAUGGCUGGAUUCAGGCCAGUGUGCCUGACUCAGAGCUCAGAAGGAGCAGGAUCAAGGGACAACCUCCUUCCGAUCAAGGCAGCUGAGACCCCUCAUACUGCAAAGACCAACCUAAGGGACCAUGAGCAAGUCUUUAAAAUCAUGCAAGGACCAAAUGGGGCUCCCAGGGACUUGAAAGGUGCAUGGUGCUGAGCAAGUGGAGCGCCUUACCAAACCUUCCUCCCCAUCAUCCCGUGAAGUCGCUUUUAUCGUACCCACAUUCCAAGGAAGGAAACUGGGUCCAAAGCUGUUGAGCGACUUGCUCAAAGUCAUUCCGCAGAUAGAGGAGUCAGAUCUUCUAACACCAAAGUUCCUUUUCCGUCCCCACCAUUUCCCUUCACAUUAAAGUUUAAAGGACAAUUCAGGACAAGCAAAAGAUCCUGACAGUGAUCAACCUCUGAACAGCCUCGAUGUCAACCCCCUGCGCAAAUCCCGUACCCCCAUGGAGACCUUCAGAAAGGUGGGGAUCCCCAUCAUCAUGGCACUGCUGAGCCUGGCGAGUAUCAUCAUUGUGAUUGUCCUCAUCAAGCUGAUUCUGGAUAAAUACUACUUCCUCUGCGGGCAGCCCCUCCACUUCAUCCCAAGAAGCCAGCUGUGUGACGGGGAACUGGACUGUCCCUUGGGGGAGGACGAGGAGUACUGUGUUAAGAGCUUCCCCGAAGGGCCUGCAGUGGCAGUCCGCCUCUCCAAGGACCGAUCCACCCUGCAGGUGCUGGACCCAACCACAGGGAACUGGUUCUCUGCCUGUUUCGACAACUUCACAGAAGCUCUGGCCGAGACAGCCUGUAGGCAGAUGGGCUACAGCAGCUCACAACUCUCUCUCCCUCUUGAUGCGAGCAGCAAACCCACUUUCAGAGCUGUGGAGAUUGGCCCAGACCAGGAUCUGGAAGUUGUUGAAAUAACAGAAAACAGCCAGGAGCUUCACGUGAGGAACUCAAGUGGGUCCUGUCUCUCAGGCUCCCUGGUCUCCCUGCACUGCCUUGCCUGUGGGGAAAGCCUGAAGACCCCCCGCGUGGUGGGUGGGGAGGAGGCCUCUGUGGAUUCUUGGCCUUGGCAGGUCAGCAUCCAGUACGACAAACAGCACGUCUGCGGAGGGAGCAUCCUGGACCCCCACUGGGUCCUCACGGCAGCCCACUGCUUCAGGAAACAUACCGAUGUGUUCAACUGGAAGGUGCGGGCCGGCUCAGACAAACUGGGCAACUUCCCAUCCCUGGCUGUGGCCAAGAUCAUCAUCAUUGAACUCAACCCCAUGUACCCCAAAGACAAUGACAUUGCCCUCAUAAAGCUGCAGUUCCCACUCACUUUCUCAGGUACAGUCAGGCCCAUCUGCUUGCCCUUCUUUGAUGAGGAACUCACUCCAGCCACCCCACUCUGGGUCAUUGGAUGGGGCUUUACAAAGCAGAAUGAAGGGAAGCUGUCUGACAUACUGCUGCAGGCAUCAGUCCAGGUCAUUGACAGUACACGGUGCAAUGCAGACGAUGCGUACCAGGGGGAAGUCACCGAGAAGAUGAUGUGUGCAGGCAUCCCAGAAGGGGGUGUGGACACCUGCCAGGGUGACAGUGGUGGCCCCCUGAUGUACCAGUCUGACCAGUGGCAGGUGGUGGGCAUCAGUAGCUGGGGCUACGGCUGUGGGGGCCCGAGCACUCCAGGAGUGUACACCAAGGUCUCAGGCUAUCUCAACUGGAUCUACAAUGUCCGGAAGUCUCUCUUAUUCUAGGCUGAGCUGUAAUGCUGCUGCCCCUCAGCAGUGCUGGGAGCCGCUUCCUUCCUGCCCUGCCCACCUGGAGAUCCUCCAAAGUCAGACACAGAGCAAGAGCUCCCUUGGGUACACCCCUCUGCCCACAGCUUCAGCAUUUCUUGGAGCGACAAAGGGCCUCAAUUCCUUUGAGGAAGAGAUCCCCGCAACCCAGAGGCACCCGGAGGAAGUCAGCAGCCUAGCUCAGCCACUCUUGGUGCUCCCAGCAUCCCAGGGAGAGACGCAGCCCACUGAACAAACCAGCCCGCGGGCCAAGGUCUCAGGGGUAUUGCUGAGAAGGAACUUUCCCACACUACUUACUGAAUGGAAGCAAGCUGUCUUAUUAGAGCCCAGAUCACUGUGGGCUGGAGAGGAGGAGGAAAGGGUUUGUGCCAGCCCUGUCCUCCUCCACCCAUCCCCAAGCCGACUGGAACAAGAAACCAGUUGUAAUAAAAAACGCAUCGCCCUGCUGUUGUUGUGACUGCUGUUACCUACUGUUGUUAUUGUUCUUACAACCAUGGCCACUUUUAUUCAAGAGCUGUGUGACAUC
Molecule: messenger RNA, 2672 nt
Organism: Callithrix jacchus (white-tufted-ear marmoset)
Lineage: Eukaryota; Metazoa; Chordata; Mammalia; Primates; Cebidae
Gene: TMPRSS4
Product: transmembrane serine protease 4
Biological process (GO): proteolysis
Cellular component (GO): membrane
Molecular function (GO): protein binding; serine-type endopeptidase activity
Source: RefSeq, a predicted model, not a curated record